AUGAAUGUACUACUGGUGCCACAUGCAUUUGAAAUGUGCUCAGUAAUAAUUGUCAUGUUGGUACUUUUGAUCUGGCCCAUUUAUAUUUGUCGUGAAAUGAAAGAUUCAGAACUAGAGGAAGCUCUCAAGAACGACAGACAGUGUGCGCGACAAAUGAAUAGACACUUAGAAUUAAUGAAAAGUGAUGCGGUCAUUGAAUUCUUUCAAUCGUCUCAAAAUUCAAGCCACAACAUAACUCAAUUGAAUAUUCGACAUGACUUUUAUUACCGCAAACAUGGCGUUAACAAAUUGUGCUUUUUCCUCAGAUUUCAAGAAAAAUUUGGCAUCGGACAUGAACAACUUGGAUCUGCACAUUUGUUGGUUCCGAUAGUAGGGACGAUUGUAACUUUAUUAUUUCUGUUCACACAUAUUUUGGAGCUGUCGAAUAAUAGCAGAGAUUCAUCAGUGACAGUUCAGUUGUUCUGCGGUUUGGCUUGUUGGCUAAUAAUUUCCAUCACAAUUACUAUAAUUAAGUGGCAGUGGAAAGGCUCCAAAGAACCUCCGAAAAAUCUUGGUGCAGCAUUCCCGUUGGAGUGGGGAAUUUGCAAAUUUCUGUCUUGGUUUUGGAUAAUCAUCAAGUUCGAUCAACCCCUAACUUUAACCAUGGUGGAUUUUCCAGCCAAUAAUAGGACUAAUCGUGAACAUUUUCCAAUCUCAGAAAUGUGA
This is a messenger RNA of Thelazia callipaeda (thelaziosis nematode), 705 nucleotides long. NCBI's taxonomy places the organism in Eukaryota, Metazoa, Nematoda, Chromadorea, Rhabditida, Thelaziidae. The record is from the annotation of a GenBank genome assembly.